Molecule: messenger RNA, 732 nt
Organism: Ascochyta rabiei
Lineage: Eukaryota; Fungi; Ascomycota; Dothideomycetes; Pleosporales; Didymellaceae
Exons: 2
Coding region: 1-732 (243 amino acids)
Molecular function (GO): oxidoreductase activity, acting on the CH-OH group of donors, NAD or NADP as acceptor
Source: RefSeq, a predicted model, not a curated record
AUGAGCGGCUCAGGAAACCCAAAAAUCGCUAUCCCGCAAUCCGUCAACAUGACGCUCAACGCACUCAAAGCAUCCGCCGCAGCUGGGCUGAAAAGAUUCGUGUACACGAGCGGUUCCUUUGCAGUCACGCAGCCCAAGCCGGGCGUCAAGUUCACCGUGGACGAAUCCACGUUCAACGACGAUGCUGUCCAGGCCGUGAAAGAGAAAGGCAAAGCCGCAGGCGGCGCAACAGUCUACGCCGCCUCAAAAGUAGAAGUCGAGCGCGCGAUGCAAGCGUGGAAAGACGAGAACAAGUCCCCCAUUGUCAUAAACUGCGUAAACCCAAACGCAAAUCUCGGUCCCGUUCUCCAGCCCACGCACCAAGGCUAUCCAACCACGGCCGGCUGGACCAAGAACCUCUGGGACGGCAAGUACGACCAACUGAAGCGCGUUCCAGAGCACUACAUCAACGUGCAAGACGACGCGAAACUGCAUCUCAUUGCGCUCGCACACCCGGACCUGCAGGGUAGGAGACUACUGGCCAUGGUGGCGCCCGCACCUGUGAGCGAGAUUGUAAAGAUUCUGAGGGACGCGUAUCCGGAAAGGAAGUUUAAGGAUUUUGAGGAUCAUGGGACGGAUGAAUGUGUCAACGCCGAGGCUGAGAAGGUGGAGAAGUUGCUGAGGGAUGCCUACGGGCAUGGAUACACGAGCCUAGAAGAAAGUAUCAAGGCAAAUGCGAAGGAUCUGAAGUAG